This is a messenger RNA of Williopsis jadinii, 910 nucleotides long. Its product is annotated as NuoI/complex I 23 kDa subunit family protein. Gene Ontology annotation, biological process: mitochondrial electron transport, NADH to ubiquinone; mitochondrial respiratory chain complex I assembly. Gene Ontology annotation, molecular function: 4 iron, 4 sulfur cluster binding; NADH dehydrogenase activity. Gene Ontology annotation, cellular component: membrane. The record is from RefSeq and is a predicted model, not a curated record. The transcript has a single exon. Bases 49 to 720 code for a protein of 223 amino acids. NCBI's taxonomy places the organism in Eukaryota, Fungi, Ascomycota, Saccharomycetes, Phaffomycetales, Wickerhamomycetaceae.
AACAACAUCAACAAAUAAGGAGAAGAACCAAAGAAGCAGAAAAAAGAAAUGUUGAACAGGAUCCUCACACGCUCUGUUCGUACGAGACUCCCUGGAGUUGUUCCUCUCGUACGUCCAUUCUCUUGUACCUCUAGUAUUCUCAAGCCUUCAUUGGCUGCCGCCGGUACUGUUGAAUCCACAUAUCCCCAAGGUUUCCGUAUCCCAGCACCAAAGACAUGGGAAGAAUCUAGUGAGAGCGCCAUUGACAAGGCGAUGAAGUUCUUCUUGCUGUCCGAGAUGUUGCGUGGUAUGUACAUUGUGUUAGAAAUGUACUUCCGUGCUCCAUACACUAUUUACUACCCCUUUGAAAAAGGUCCAAUCUCCCCAAGAUUCCGUGGUGAGCACGCGUUGAGACGUUACCCAUCCGGUGAAGAGAGAUGUAUUGCUUGUAAGUUGUGUGAAGCCAUCUGUCCAGCACAAGCCAUCACCAUCGAGGCUGAGGAGAGACUCGACGGUUCCAGAAGAACUUACAAGUAUGACAUUGACAUGACAAAGUGUAUUUAUUGUGGUUUGUGCCAGGAGUCCUGUCCUGUGGACGCCAUUGUCGAGACUCCUAACGUUGAGUACUCAACCGAAACUAGAGAAGAGUUGCUCUACAAUAAGGAAAAGUUGUUGGCCAAUGGUGACAAAUGGGAACAAGAGAUUCAGUACUGUUUGGAUUACGACACUCCGUACCGUUAAGGGACUUACCAGCAUGACUUGAUAUUUAUUAUAACACCACUUAUUUAUUUUCCCACAUUCAUCGUCCAUAUGACUGUGUGUGUUUUCCUCUUUUUUAUAUUUAUAUAUAUAUAACAGAGGGCCUUGAUUCUCUCGUUCUAUUUAUUACAGCAAAAUACAAAUCACUAUUAUACUACCUAGUCUCGCUUAU